UCGUUGGCUGAAGCUGAAGCAGCUUCUCUUCUCAACCUGUUUGUUGGUCGCUCUCUCUCUCUGUGUGUGGCUUAUUAACACCCAGACUUUAUCAUAAUAAGCCGGCCCGAUUACUCUGGGGGGAUUUAAGCCGCCGUCGCCGGAAGGAGAUAACAGAUACACAGCUAGCUCGCCUUUUUUUUGACAUCGGACGCAACAACAACAACACAACGAGUAUGUCUUGAGCUCGGCGAAUUAAAAACUGAAAGGCUUUUCAAAUGUAGCUUGUUGAGCUAGCUAGCGUCGGGUACAGUUUUUCUUGUUAGUUUGUCUUUAUUUUUUAUUUUUUUUUUUUGGUCUUUUUUUUUUUUUUUCUCCUGCUCUUGGUGUCAGCGUCUCCAUGACGAAUUAUUUCCACCGACGAAGAAGAACGGACGGGCCGUAACGAGGAAAAAAAGGCUGAAAAGACGUGUCAAGAAGAAUCCCUGAUUGUUAACCCCCCCUCAUCCCUCCCUCCCUCCCUCCCUCCCUUCAGCCCCCCCCCAGCCCCGGGGCUAACCCCCGGUCACCGACCGAAUUAAUGGCCGGAAAUCCGAGGAGGGGCGCCGGUCUCAUCGGCUUGAUGAAGGACGCCUUUCAGCCCCACCAGCAGCCUCUCCAGCCUCACCAACCUGCAGUGGUCGAUAAGAAAAUGGUGGAAAAAUGCUGGAAACUCAUGGAUAAGGUGGUGCGUCUGUGCCAGAACCCGAAGGUGGCGUUGAAGAACAGCCCGCCGUACAUCCUGGACCUGCUGCCGGACACCUACCAGCACCUGCGCACCAUCCUCUCCAGAUACGAGGGCAAAAUGGAAAUCCUGGGGGAGAACGAGUACUUCCGCGUGGUGGUGGAGAACCUGACCAACAAGACGAAGCAGACCAUGAGUCUCUUCAAGGAGGCCAAGGAGAGGAUGUACGAGGAGAACUCCCAGCCCAGGCGAAACCUCACCAAGCUGUCUCUGAUCUUCAGCCACAUGCUGGCCGAGCUAAAAGCCAUCUUCCCCAAUGGCUUAUUUCAGGGCGACAACUUCAGGAUCACCAAAGCCGACGCUGCCGAAUUUUGGAGGAGGUCGUUUGGGGACAAGACCAUAGUGCCAUGGAGGACGUUUCGUCAGGCUCUCCACGAGUUUCACCCCAUCAGCUCAGGUCUAGAGGCCAUGGCCCUCAAAUCCACCAUCGACCUCACCUGCAACGACUACAUCUCGGUCUUUGAGUUCGACAUCUUCACCAGGCUCUUCCAGCCCUGGUCGUCUCUUUUAAGGAACUGGAACAGUCUGGCAGUCACACAUCCUGGGUACAUGGCCUUUCUAACCUACGACGAGGUCAAGGCUCGGCUGCACCGGUUCAUCCACAAACCCGGCAGCUACAUCUUCAGGCUGAGCUGCACUCGCCUGGGCCAGUGGGCAAUCGGCUACGUGACGGCCGACGGGAACAUCCUGCAAACCAUCCCCCAUAACAAACCACUCUUCCAAGCCCUCAUUGAUGGAUACAGAGAGGGAUUCUAUCUGUUCCCAGACGGCCGUGCACAGAACCCGGACCUGACGGGGCUGUGCGAACCGUCUCCGCAGGACCACAUCAAAGUUACUCAGGAGCAGUAUGAGUUGUACUGUGAGAUGGGAUCCACUUUCCAACUCUGCAAGAUCUGCGCAGAGAACGACAAGGAUGUGAAGAUCGAGCCCUGCAGACACUUGAUGUGCACCUCCUGUCUCACUGCCUGGCAGGAGUCCGAAGGUCAGGGCUGCCCCUUUUGCCGCUGUGAGAUUAAAGGCACCGAGCCCAUCGUGGUGGACCCCUUCCACCCGAAGGCCAGCGGCGCUUCCUUCGCUGGCUUCCAGGCGUCCAGCAGAGCGGAAGCCGCCGGCAACGAGGAGGAAGAGGACGAUCGGCUGGACGACCUAGUCAUAGGCGGGCUGGCCUGCAGCAAGGUGGAGCGCGCGCCGUCUCCAGUGUCUCAGCUGCCUCCGGUGCCUCCGCGACUGGACCUCCUGCAGCAGAGAUCCUCCGGCUUCCAAAGCCCACAGCUUCCGGGAGCCACAGCCAAGAUGAUGGCCACUCACAGAGACAAGCCUCUACCUCUGCCUCCAUCCCUGAGAGAGCUGCCGCCGCCUCCCCCUCCUGAGCGCCCCUCCCUGGGCGGCCAGGACUCCAGGCUUCAGAGGAGACCCCUGCCCUCCACCCCGGAUCAGCCCGCCUGGGCUGCCAACUACAUGGUCCCUCGUCCCGUGACCAAGGCCCCCGCAGCCCUGUCCUCCACCCAUCAGAGCAACGGAACCAGCGGCGAGUCGAGCAAACCGCAGUCGGCUACCAACGCCGUGUACUGCCUGUCUGCAAGGUCUCUGCCGGGGUCGUCGGCGGCGUCGAGCGGCGAGAGGCCGUCGUCGGACUGCGAGGAGAACGAGUACAUGAGUCCCACCUCCCUUCCGGCUUCUGGUGCCCACUGGGUCAUAACGGGCUCCUUGGUGCCUCCGCCGCCCACCCAGGCAAACAACCACAAUGACAUCAGCCCGGAGGUGGGGGACAGUGACUCUGAGGACCCCCAGGUUUACGAGUCCAUGUGUAACAUCCAGAGCCAGGCUGGGUCCACUGAGACGACGCAGGCCGCUGACCUCGACCCCCUUCCACAUCCAGCUGUGGCUUCCCAGGACAAAAAGGAGGAGGCGGCCGUGGAUGAUGUUUACUGUCUGUACGACUGUCCCAGGCCGGUCGUCCCUCCCGCCCCCACCAGGAGAAUGCUGUCGGACAUCAGCGGCCUCUCUGCAGCCUUCAGCACUCUGAGCGUGGACAGCGCAGCAGAAGCCAGUGCGUUCGCAUCAGGCGUCGACCCCGAGCGACCCCCGAAACCUCUGCCACGUCGAGCCAACUCCGACCGCCGGCCCCGACCUCUAAACCGAGAAUUCCUCGCCCCGUUGCCAGACCUCCCGGGUCCCUCGUCCUCUCCUCCUCUUCCUCCUCCUCCUCCUCCUUCUUCUUCUUCUUCUCUGGCCCCGACUCCAGCUCCGGCUCCUUCUUCUUCUUCUCCUGCCGCCGCCGCCGCCGCCGCCGCCUCCGGCCCCGGGAACCUGGCUCUGAACGGGGAGAUCGAAUGCCUGAUGUCCCAGGGCUAUUCCAUCCAGGACAUCCAGAAAGCCCUGAUGAUCGCCCAGAACAACCUGGAGACGGCCAAGAACAUCCUGCGCGAGUUCGUCUCCAUCCCCUCGACGGCGCACAUCGCCACAUAGUCGCUCCAGUCAGUCACCCCCCCACUCCACCCACACCCACCCACACCCCUCUGUCUCGUCUCUGUCUCCACUCUGUGCCAUUAUCAUUGAUAGCAUUACCAAGCACUUUCCUGCAGGGCCACAAGCAAUUCGUUUGCCAAAAAAAGGCUCGAGAGACGCGGCGCGGUGCUGCGUUCACGUCGUAUGGGAACUUUCAGACACUAUACAGUAUUAGCUGGCUUCUUAAGAGGAGUCUCCUCGUGCCAAGAGGCCGGAACUAAAGCCUCAAACUCAAACGGGAAAUAGAUGAUUUCAGCUCGGUAGGACGACGGGGACGUCACUUCAGACGACGGAGAACCGACGUCGCGUAUGAUCUGAACGCAGCACGCGUGGAGAAUCAAAGCCUUUAAGUUGAGCUCUGUGUAGCCGAGCUUCGGACCCCCCCGCCCAGCGCUUGAAACCGAGGCCCCUCGGUCUCAUUAAGCGUCGAAGCCGGCGGAUCCCGCUCAGUUCGGUGCUUUACGGGGCUUCUUUUUUUUUGCGAAAUCGUGGCGUGCGAAUAUGUAGCGACGCGAGCUCGGUCGGGGAGAAAUUUAGCGCCGUGACCCCCGCUAGCGGCGUGCGUGUUCAUGCUGAUGAAUGUUCAGUUGCAGUGCAGUAUUGCAGGGCUUCGUGUCGUCGCCGUGGCUCGCUCUGUUUUUUUUUUUCGAUGGUGUGUCGACAUAAGUCGAACAUCAUCUCCUCCCGGUUCAGUGAUCGGUUCUAUAACGAAAGUAACAAGUUUAAUGUUUAAGUACUCUCAUAAACGUGUCGUGCCGUGUGUAGUACUAACAGUGGCUCGAGUUCAUCAUUGUCAUUUAUCGUCACGUUUUUCCCGCCGCUGUGCCAGGCGGCCGAAAAGCUUCUCUAGACUUUAAUAGUUUCUUAGUAACGAGAUAAAAAAAAAAGAAAAAACUAAAGGACUUCUCUCUUCUAACAGCUCGGCGUCACAGAUUUUAGCUUCACUGGGUUCGGUGAGAAGUCGAGGGAUUUACACCGAGCUCUAAAGCAAAAAAAAAAAAAUUAAAAAAGACAAAAAAAACUAAAGUUGUUGAGUUGUCAUGUGGACUCAGGUACUCAGUAAUAAACCAGGGUUAUGUGUUACACGAGUGAACAGAUGCUGAAGGAUACGCAGAGACAGAAACAUUCCAGAGGUUGGAUUUUCCUUUAAGUUUCCCCCCGUUUAGAUCGACACUCAACUCGAAUACACAUUUAAUAUUUUAAAAAGCUCAUGUUCGGACUCAUACGUGUUUCUUACAGGAUGAAAAGAAACAAACCCAGCUGGAGGAAAAAGACACUAGUAAUACUUGGAUAAAAUGCGCUUGAGUCUUGACAUGAAUCUAUUCACAUCCCAGUAAUGGUUUCAUCUUUAGUCUCGUUGCAGUUUAACUCCUGCACACAAGGGGGCAGUGCUGAACACACUACUACUACUACUUAACAUUAUUUAAAACUCGCGCCACCUUUUGUCGACUCAUUAUUUAUUCUAACUUAAAUGGAAACACGCUUUUCUCUCUGGAAUAAAUAUGAACCGCGUGGCCGCUUCAGUGCGUCGCAGUCGGCACAUUGUUCAAGUGUUGUAGUUGUUAGUCUGGUGAGUUCACCUUUCAUCCUGUGAAUCAUUUCAUGAGCCCCCUCGUCUACAUGCUCAGUCCUGGGUCAGGUUUUGUUUCCUCUCUCCCAACGAAACGUCCAGAUUCAAACACUUAGAAUGUCUUUCGUCUGCACAGAGAAGCUCCACACUUUAGCAUUUUAAUGUCAAGUCUACAUGAGGGCUGGUACGUUUAAGAUUUAAGAGAAAAAAGAAAAAAAAAAUGUCCCAAGAUUUUAACAAACAUCUUCACCUUCACACACACACACACAGGUUGUAGAGUUUAGGUAUAGUUACUUUUUUCCGUUCCAAAAUAAACAACUGGUCACUGAUGAUUUCUGCAGAAUAGAAAAUGUGCCUUCCGUCUGUCACAAACCAAAACGCUGCGAAGCAACGACUCCGACUUUCUUUUCAGAGACUCACAACCCACAACAGUAAAUAUAAAGUUUGGAGACCGUACUUGACAUUAAGUAUGAAGGAUAUUAGGGAUCCCCUUUAAUUUGUACAGAGCAGGUUCAUUUUAAUUAAAUACACUUCAGCGCCCUCUGGUGGACAAACAACGUAACGACACGCGAUCUCAAUUAAGUUGACAUUGUAUCGUCAUAAUUUCUUUUAAAAUGAUCUAUUUCGUAAUAAUCCGAUGAGAACAAUUCACAAGCCAUCUCUCUCUUUAUGUCUUUAGUGAACGCAAAGUGCUGCUUUCAUCCUCACAUUCUUCCUCUUUUGGGAGUUCGACCACACUGCCUCCACAAUUUCAGAAAAACGUACGACACUAAGAUAAUAAAUGCGAAUAAAUGAGCCUGGAGUUGCCCUACAGGAACGAAUCUGUGGCAUCUUAAAAGUUUUUGUUUUGUCUUGCAGCUUUAACCCCCCCGUCCCCCCGUCCCCCUCAGAAAGCAUUUCUAAGCAGCAUGAUGCUCCUCCUCGUGUUGCCCCCCUCCCCAGAUCAGAGACGGCGUAUUUGACACCAGUCCCUCGGCUUCGUGUUCACUUGAUCUGUGUUUCAGGGCUCGUUGCUGAAUCACUGCCAGAGGCUCCGCUGUCUCGCACACUUUUUCCCUCAGAGUCGCUGGUAAAACUAAACCCACUGAUUAAUGACGUGUGUAGAAUCAUGUUAACUAGCCUUUUUCAGCAGGAACUUGCCUAACUAAAAAGCUUUUUGUUAUCGCCUGUGUAGAUAUGAUUUUAUUUAUUGUCUUUUUAAUAUCCUCAACAUUCGUUAUGUUGCAAUGUUUUCAUGCCUAAGCCAUUAAGAUUUUUAAUUAAACUGUAUUUUCUUUAACAUUUGAA
This is a messenger RNA of Mugil cephalus (flathead mullet), 6128 nucleotides long. RefSeq names its product E3 ubiquitin-protein ligase CBL-like. Gene Ontology annotation, biological process: negative regulation of epidermal growth factor-activated receptor activity; cell surface receptor signaling pathway. Gene Ontology annotation, cellular component: plasma membrane; membrane raft. Lineage: Eukaryota; Metazoa; Chordata; Actinopteri; Mugiliformes; Mugilidae. The transcript is spliced from 15 exons. Bases 560 to 3232 code for a protein of 890 amino acids. Gene Ontology annotation, molecular function: receptor tyrosine kinase binding; SH3 domain binding; phosphotyrosine residue binding. The record is from RefSeq and is a predicted model, not a curated record.